Messenger RNA from Drosophila navojoa, 1873 nucleotides. It is a transcript of the gene TH1, whose product is annotated as negative elongation factor complex member TH1. Gene Ontology annotation, biological process: negative regulation of transcription elongation by RNA polymerase II. Gene Ontology annotation, cellular component: nucleus; NELF complex. Gene Ontology annotation, molecular function: RNA binding. The record is from RefSeq and is a predicted model, not a curated record. NCBI's taxonomy places the organism in Eukaryota, Metazoa, Arthropoda, Insecta, Diptera, Drosophilidae.
AAAAAAAAUUUUGUUACUGGAGAAAUUGUAUAUAAAAUAAUAAUGGAGGUCGAAUACGAUGAUUCUGGCUGGCAGGGCCGCACAAAACAACAGUCAGGUGCCGAGGAGACGCACGAAGAUAAUCCGCAGAAAACAAUACAAGAAUGUCUCGAAAAAUUCUUAACGCCCGACUACAUAAUGGAACCAGGAAUUUUCACACAGCUCAAGCGCUACUUUCAAUCCGGCGGUUCACCUGAAGAAGUGAUAUCGAUGCUAUCUGAGAACUAUAAAGCCGUAGCCCAAAUGGCCAAUCUGCUGGCCGAGUGGUUAAUUUUGGCUGGUGUGAAAGUAACGGAAGUCCAGGCCAUGGUAGAGAAUCAUUUAAAGGAGAUGAUUCUAAAAUCGUUUGACCCAAAAAAAGCAGACACCAUAUUUACCGAGGAGGGCGAGACGCCGGACUGGCUCACAGAAAUGAUAGAUCACUAUACGUGGCGAUCUCUAAUAUAUCGCUUGGCUGAAGAAUACCCGGAUUGCUUGAUGCUUAACUUUACUAUAAAACUCAUAUCAGAUGCGGGCUUCCAGAGUGAAAUUACAUCUAUCUCAACAGCCGCCCAGCAAAUUGAAGUUUUUUCUCGAGUUCUCAAAACUUCAAUUGUUAAAUUUCUAAAUAAUCCCGACGAUGUGCAUGGUGCCAUUCAGGAAUGCGCUCGCAUGGUCUGCCACGGUCAGCACACGUAUGUCUAUUCGCAGGUGUUGAUUCAAGUGCUCAGCCAAGAGCAGAAAGGUGGCUUCAAUAUGAAACGUUUGUCCCAGGAAAUCAUCAAAUACGCAUUGCAGAAUAAUCAGAACGUAACACCCAUUACAAUGGCAUUAAAUGGAUCGGCGGUAUAUCCCCAGGCGUGUCAGGCUCUUACCUCCAUGUUGACCCGCAAUACCUUGAAUCCGGCGGAUAUUACCGUACUAUUUCGAAAUUAUUCUGGCUCUGACCCACCACCAAUAGAUUUGAUACGUAAUCCGCAGUUUUUAGAACUUUUGGUAGAUGCGCUCUUCCGUUCUGGUGUUAAAAUAAAUCCGGAACACAAGCCCAAAUAUAUUUUCUUGUUGGCAUAUGCCUCUUCUGUUAUUGAUCAGCCAGCUAAGAAGAGACCCAUGACCGAAAGAACUUUAAAUAAAGACGAACUAAAGAGCACAAUUCAGGCAAUAGAAAAGGCACAUGCUAUAUGCAAUGUAGACCAAGGAUCCACUGAACUCAUUGCGGAGCUACAGACGCUCUAUAACUGCAUAAAGUAUCCAGUUGUUGGGGUUGGCGUAAUCCGAUGGAUAGAAAAUGUUGUAAUGGAACCAUCAUAUUUCAAACUGUCGACGGAUAGUUGUCCCACACAUUUGGCAGUGCUCGAUGAGGUUGCUGGAGUUCAUCCAACAUUGCAGCAGCAAAUUCUUUUUUUACUUAUCCGCUUAUUCGAGUCCAAACAAGAUGAACUGGAGAUACUUGUGCAACUUGAAAUGAAAAAGAUGAUACUGGAUCGCAUGGUGAAUUUGUUGACACGCGGUUGUGUCGUACCAGUGCUGCGAUACAUCAAACAAUGCUGUGCAAUCGAAGACACUGACAUUUCGUUGAUUCGGUAUUUCGUUACCGAAGUGCUAGAAACUAUAACCCAUCCCUACUCGGUCGAGUUUGUACAACUCUUUCUACCAAUGGUUGAGAACGAGGAGAUUACAGGUACAAUGCGUGGCGAGGGUGACAACGAUCCCGUAUCUGAAUUUAUUGUUCACUGUAAGGCGCAUUUUAUUACUGUAUAGCAGGCAAAUAAUUUCUAAUAUAAGCUCAAAGUUUUUUUUUAGCUUUUAAGUUCAUAUUCAUUUGUGUAAUCAGUAAAGUCCAGUUUUCUACUUA